Suillus discolor is the source of this 1542-nucleotide messenger RNA. RefSeq lists its product as uncharacterized. NCBI's taxonomy places the organism in Eukaryota, Fungi, Basidiomycota, Agaricomycetes, Boletales, Suillaceae. Bases 13 to 1542 code for a protein of 509 amino acids. The record is from RefSeq and is a predicted model, not a curated record. The transcript is spliced from 7 exons.
CGUAAGCUCUAGAUGCUGCCUGUAACUGUGGAGGAGAGCAAGGCCCAGCGUCUUCAGAGACAGCAGGCACGAUUUAGGGAUCGUGGAGGUGCAUUUGUUCCCUCGGAAAAGAAUGUCCUCAAAGAUAUCCUGUUGGCCCGCACCGUUUCUGGAGAGUCCCCUUCAAAAGUGGCCACGAAGUCACCCUAUCGCCACCGAAGCCGUAGCACCUCUCCAUCAAAGGCCAAACGCAACAAGACGGCCAGUAAAGCCCGAGGGAGUCCUAUCAAUGACAAGGUUUCACGCUCAAAAGCCAACACGGAGGCACCAGCGGGUUUGGUCAGUAGAAACGCUGCGGCAGGUCCCUCUACUGAGUCCGGAGGCAAAAUCUCAAAGGUGAAGACAAGGAAGAAAGCAGGUCCUACUACUCGCAAGGUUAAAGACAAGGUCAAAGCUACUGACGGUCAGCUUCUCUUCCAUUCUGUUCAGAUUAUUUCCCAUACUACUUGCCAGGCAACGAUGUCCCAGAAGCAGAAACAACCAAAGUCAAACCUGCACCCAACCGCCGAGGACGGCCGCCGAAAACCAAAUCUCAAGCUAAUGAUCAUGGCACAUAUCUACGCUGAUCCUGAAUCAUCAAACCACAAGAUGCGGAUGUCAAAGGAAAAGCCACCCGGCAUACCUAAAGUCAAAACCAAGACAGAGGCGCCUCGAUCAGACGACGAAGGCACCCUGGUAGAAGCUCCUCGACCAAAGACACACUCUAAACGCAAGCCUGUCAUUGUCACAAUCGAACCUGACGAUGAGGAUGCGCCAGUGCCUGACAACAAACCUGCAGCCGCUGAGCCUUGGGCGGUUCCGAAGUCUGCUCACAAACGGCCUUCUGCCAAAGAUGCUCCACUUAAUCGGGCACAAGCCAAACAACGCACAGGAAUUCGCAAGGAGCACUUGGAUGAAGCAGAGCCGACAUAUGCUUCUCGGGUACCGAAAUCUUCAACGCGGACGGAGGUCGAUGAGGAGUCUCCAAAUUUGGUGAAAACCAAAAUUUAUGGAUCUCUGACCGUUGAUAUCCCCAUGAAGAGAUCAACCACUAACCCCAAGCGCAGUGCACCUGAUGACGAUGUUAGCGGAGAUGUGAAACAGCCUCUCAAGAAGCCUAAAGUGUCCAAAUCCCAAAGCACUAAAUCUUUGCUUUUAUCUAACUCCGUUGCGGUAUCGAAACCUGAUCCCGAAGACACUGCUGUCAAGAAACCUCAUUCGGUUAUGAAACAAGACACGAAGAAGAAGAAGGCGCACCCACAGGAAUCGGAUGACGAAGAUCACAUGCCUAAGAAACCUGUUUCAAAGAAGGCAAGAUUUGAAGAACCGAAGCCAGGCGUGCAUAUUUCCUCCGAGAAACACAAAGAGAACGCCCUUCCAUUGAGAAAGCCGAGGUCGGGGAAGCCCAAUUCCAAGUCAAAAUCCAGAGGUCCACCGAAGGAUGUCCUAGACCGCAUCAAGGCAAGCGCUACGUUGCAUCGAAUCGACGAUAGCGAGCCGGACCCGCUUGACUGCCUGUCAUGA